Messenger RNA from Malus domestica (apple), 2141 nucleotides. Its product is annotated as disease resistance protein RUN1-like. The record is from RefSeq and is a predicted model, not a curated record. Lineage: Eukaryota; Viridiplantae; Streptophyta; Magnoliopsida; Rosales; Rosaceae. Gene Ontology annotation, biological process: signal transduction; defense response. Gene Ontology annotation, molecular function: ADP binding; protein binding.
GACGUGUUUGGCACAAACAAUGAAUAAUGAAGAAGCUCUUCAGCUCCUUAGUUGGCGUGCCUUCAAGAAGAGUCAUCCUAAUGAUGAUGAAUAUCUUGAACUCGCAAAAAAGGUUAUUGAUUACUGUGGAGGGUUGCCACUAGCGCUUGAAGUUUUAGGUUCUUAUCUAAGUUCAAAAACCAAAAGAGAAUGGAGAAGUGCACUGCGCAAAUUGAAAAGAAAGCCUCACGGGAAGAUUUAUGAAAAGCUUAAAAUGAGCUAUGAUGGACUAAUUGACGAUGAUGUGAAGGCUAUAUUCCUUGACAUAUCUUGUUUCUUUAUUGGAACGAACAAGGACUAUGUCAUGACAAUAUUAGAUGGCUGUGACUUCGACCCAGAUAUAGGAAUUGGGGAACUCCAUGAUCGGUGCCUUGUAACUGUUGAUGAAGGAAACAACCUUAUAAUGCAUGAUUUGCUUUGAGAUAUGGGCAGAGAAAUUGUACGUGCAAAAUCUCCUACCAUCACUGGAAAACGUUGUAGAUUGUGGGACCAGGAUGAUGUAAAAGACGUAUUGAGGAACAAAUCUGGAACAGAGGACGUUGAAGGUCUCACUUUAGAUUUGCGAGAAUCUGACGAGCCUAGCUUCAGUACAGAAGCACUUAGAGAGAUGCGGAGACUGAGGUUGCUCGUACUCAAAGGUGUAAAGUUCACUGGAAACUGCACAUAUCUCUCCAAAAAGCUAACAUGGUUGUGUUGGCCUGAGUUUCCUCUAGAGGUCAUGCCAGAAGAUUUUAAUCCACCAAACCUAGUUGAUGUCAACCUGACUCAUAGCCAAAUGCAAGUUUGGAAGGACCCUGACGCGAGGCUUGAGAAAUUGAAGUUUCUUAAUCUGGGUUAUUGCUGUCGCCUAAAAUGGUCACCAGACUUUUCAAAACUCCCCAAUAUCGAGAGAUUGAUACUCAGAGACUGCACGAGUUUGUCCAAGAUUCACCCGUCCAUAGUACAACUGAAGUGCCUUAAAUAUCUCUCUCUUGCGAACUCCAAUUUAAUAAGUGAUGCAAUUCCUGAGGAUCUCGGGUCUAUAUCUUCUUUAGAAGUUUUAGAUCUAAGAGGCAAUGAUUUUACAGCACUACCCAUCCUCACUGGCCUUUCCAAGCUUCAAACUUUACAGUUGGAUAAUUGCACAAAGCUUCAGGCAAUUCCGGAUUUACCAACAAGGUUGGAAAUUCUGGAAGCGAAUCAGUGUAUUGCAUUGGAAAGGAUGCCUGAUUUUUCGGAGAUGUCGAGACUGAGAGAAUUGCAUCUGAAUCACUCCCCCAAACUCACUGAGAUUCCAGGCCUGGAUAAGUCUUUAACCUCCAUGACAAGGAUUCAUAUGGAAGGGUGCACCAAUCUCAAUGAUGCUUUUAAGGAAGCAAUCCUACGGGGAUGGAGUGCGAGUGGAAAUGGUGGCCUUUUUCUUCCUGGACCUUCAUUGUUUAGGGGUGUCCAACCUAAGGAAGAAAUCAAUGAACAUUCGCUUGACAGUGAGUCCAUGUCAUAUUCAAGUGAAUACAAGGAAGGCAGAAAUGAUAAAGCAGCAAGACCAGAUGAUGACUCAUACGAUGAGAAUAGAUCUCACAAAAGAAUAAGGUUUGAUCUCAGUAUAGGAAGCAAUGCAGAAGAAGAAACCGUUGCCGGAGAAUAUAAUUGCAUUAUAGUUCAAAACCACAAAAGCUGCAUGGAAGCUGGUGCGAUCUUUGAGGAGGGGGGAGAUGGUGGGGAUGAAGAGGAGGCUCCAAGUGCUGUACUGGUAUCCGUUAAUUGUUCUUCAAGCGGAACUGAUCAGAAGUACAAAUUCGGAAUCAGUUGAUCUUCUGACUUGAAUGUCGUGUUGUGAGCAUUACUUUGCUCGGCAGAGGUUUGGUGUUGCACUUUGCACAUAUGGAGAUUGAACUAGCAAAAGUAAGGUUCAACUCCACGUUGUUUCGAUUCACAAAACGAAGUGUAAGUACAUCCUCCUAUCGGUGAGAGUGCUGAGACGCAGAGACACAGCGUUCUGAAACACGAAUAAUUUGUUUGUUCAUAAAUUAUUAGAUUGAAAAGAUUGACCUUUGCCUUUAUGUUAAUGAAUUGCUCUUUCCGAAUGAGUUCAUAUAUCACGAUAAUCCUACAAUUAUAUG